AUGGAAAACAACUCUACUUUAAUGUUCUUUAUUCUUUCUGGGCUGCAGGACUCUGAAGUUUACAAACCUCUGUACUUCUGGUUGGCAUUUGUCCUUUACAUCCUUAUAAUUGUAGCCAACUUAACUUUAAUCUUUAUCGUGACUGUGGAUAAAAGCCUCCAUGAGCCCAUGUACAUUUUCAUCUGUAAUUUGUGUGCAAAUGGACUUUAUGGGACUGUUGGUUUCUAUCCAAAAUUUUUGCUUGACCUGCAAUCUGAUGUUCACACGAUAAGCUACAGUUGGUGCGUAAUUCAAACGUAUGUUAUUUAUACCUCCGUAAUGUGUGAAAUCACAGUUUUAACAGUGAUGUCUUAUGACCGGUUUGUGGCUAUAUGCAGACCACUGCAAUACCACAACAUUUUGACUCCACGUGCUGUGUUAAAGUUGCUUGCUUUAGCCUGGACUUAUCCUCUUUUGGUUUGUAUGUCAUCCAAGGAGGGUAAAACAAAAUUUACCAAAACUUGUGUGCCUCACAUUUUGGUUUUAGUAAUCUUUUCCAUGACAGCACUCUUUGAUGUGUUUUACAGCUGGGAUGGCUCUAAAAAUCUUCCUGUUGCCGUACGUAAUGCAUUGUCUUUGCAGUUUGUGAUUAUUCCUCCACUACUGAACCCAAUAAUUUAUGGCCUACAACUUCCACAGAUUCGAAAAAUGCUGAAGUACUCAUGA
Sardina pilchardus (European sardine) is the source of this 705-nucleotide messenger RNA. Its product is annotated as olfactory receptor 1D2-like. Lineage: Eukaryota; Metazoa; Chordata; Actinopteri; Clupeiformes; Clupeidae. The transcript is spliced from 3 exons. Bases 1 to 705 code for a protein of 234 amino acids. Gene Ontology annotation, biological process: G protein-coupled receptor signaling pathway; detection of chemical stimulus involved in sensory perception of smell. The record is from RefSeq and is a predicted model, not a curated record. Gene Ontology annotation, cellular component: membrane. Gene Ontology annotation, molecular function: odorant binding; G protein-coupled receptor activity; olfactory receptor activity.